This is a messenger RNA of Ictalurus furcatus (blue catfish), 2305 nucleotides long. RefSeq names its product hyaluronidase-4-like. The transcript has 3 exons. Gene Ontology annotation, molecular function: hyalurononglucosaminidase activity. Bases 466 to 1959 code for a protein of 497 amino acids. Lineage: Eukaryota; Metazoa; Chordata; Actinopteri; Siluriformes; Ictaluridae. The record is from RefSeq and is a predicted model, not a curated record. Gene Ontology annotation, biological process: hyaluronan catabolic process; carbohydrate metabolic process.
AAGUUUUCUGUUUUUUUUGUCUUACUUCUUGUUUGUUUCACAAUAAAAAAAUAUUUUGCAUCUUCAAAGUGGUAGGCAUGUUGUGUAAAUCAAAUGAUACAAACCCCCAAAAAAUCCAUUUUAAUUCCAGGUUGUAAGGCAACAAAAUAGUAAAAAUGCCAAGAGGGGUGAAUACUUUCACAAAGCACUGUAUAUAUCAGUAAGCUCAACAUCAACAGUUGCUGUGAGUGAGCUCAACAGCUGUGAAGACCAACUGUUUUGUUCUACUACUGGUUGGCUAAGUGAGCAGAAAUUAUAAUUGGACAAAAAGACACGUUUGGUUUUAAUUUUGGGUCAGGAAAAGUUCCACCUUGUGCUAAAAUAAGUGAAAAUGUUGGGCCAUUUCCAUCAACUUCACCUCUAAUCCUGUCCCUGUCCUUGCUCACAGGAUGAUUGACAGUUCUCUUUGGUGAGUCAGAAAGCAGGAUGCCUGGUGGGCCCUGCGGGGCCUCGCAUCAAGCCCUGCCUAUUGUUUGUGCCCUUGUCCUCUCCUGGUUAUUACUCUUGGUGCAUGCUGCAUUCAGCCAGAAACCUGCCAAGCUGCCCCUGGUGGGCCGCAAGCCAUUCUUGGCUGCAUGGAAUGCACCACUCGACUUGUGCUCCAUCAAAUACAACAUGAACAUCAGUCUGGACCUUUUUCACAUUAGUGGCAGUCCAAGAGCUGUCCAUACAGGCCAGGAUGUCACCAUCUUCUACCCAAACCGUCUGGGGUACUAUCCAUUCUAUACUGAGCAAGGUGAGGCAGUGAAUGGAGGCCUUCCUCAGAACUGCAGUCUGGAAGCUCACCUCAGCAAAGCUAGCAAAGACAUUACACACUUCAUUCCCUCAGAAGAUUUCCAAGGCCUAGCUGUCAUCGACUGGGAGUACUGGAGGCCACAAUGGAGCCGCAACUGGCAGAAGAAGGAAAUUUAUCGACAACGCUCACGUGAACUUGUCUCUCGAGCCUAUAUCAAUGUGACAGAAGAUCAGAUAGAGGAACUGGCACGUCUACGCUUCGAAAAGAGUGCCAUGGCAUUUAUGCAGGGCACGCUGGAGCUUGGCACACGGGCUCGACCAAAAGGCCUAUGGGGCUUCUACCUAUAUCCAGACUGCCAUAACUACAAUGUGCACAUACACAAUUACAGUGGCUACUGCCCCAUGAUGGAAAGUGUCCGCAAUGACGAAUUACUCUGGUUGUGGAACAGCAGUACUGCACUCUUCCCUGCAAUGGCUAUCCGUAAGGGCCACAUGGACAGCAUUCGCAACCUGCACUUCUGCCAGAACAGGGUGUUGGAGUCUGUAAGGCUCGCAUCCAUGACCUCACUGCCCUACGAGCUGCCCACUUUUGUGUACACAAGACUCGGGUACAGAGAUGAAGCCAUGACAUUCCUAUCACAGAAGGAUUUAAUACACACAAUAGGGGAAAGUGCUGCUUUAGGUGCCGCAGGCUUUGUGAUCUGGGGUGACCUUAACCUCACAUCUUCUAGACAAAACUGCUCCAGGGUAAGAACAUUUUUGAGCUACAGACUGGGCCAGUACAUCACCAACGUGACCCGUGCAGCUGAAGUGUGCAGUGAAUAUCUGUGCCAGUCCAACGGCCGUUGUGUACGGAAAGACCCACGGGCACCGCAUUUCUUGCACCUGAGCCGCACCAGCUACCGCAUCCUCUCAAACCGCAAUGGCACAUUUGCCGUAACUGGCUGGCAUUCUCAGCAUGAACUACAACAACUAGCAGAAAGGUUCUACUGCCACUGUUAUGAAGGGUACGAGGGUGAGCGCUGUGACAGUACAGAGUCAACGGACACAGCAGACUUUGAGGAGAAAAAGAAGGAGGUGGAGGAGGAAGAGGAGGAUCGAGGGGCAGAGAGCUCUGCUGAGUCUGUGGGAAACGCCCUUGUCCUGGUGGUGCUGCUUGUUUUGUUUACCUUUGGCUGUAUUUAAAGCACUGUGGUACAGCUAUCCAAUGGCACAUGUACUGACCAAUGUUUGUAUGCAGACACUUGUUAUUUUAUGCAGACACGCUAUAGGUUGAUAUCACUUGAAGCAACAGGAAAAUAGUCAAUGACUAUAGUUUACUCACAUUUACACUUAAGUCAGUGUUUUUACCUGAUAUCAUCUACCUUUUAAGUACUUGUUAAAAUGUUAGCCUUAUUUGCACAAACUAUAGUACUUACUUAAACAAUUUACUAUAGUAACCCUACAAUAUUAAAGUAAGUAAAUACUAUGUAUCUGAGAACUUUUUCUGACUGAAAUUCUCCAUCUAUAUAUCUUUUAAUAAAGCACAUAU